Chara braunii is the source of this 2048-nucleotide messenger RNA. NCBI's taxonomy places the organism in Eukaryota, Viridiplantae, Streptophyta, Charophyceae, Charales, Characeae. The record is from the annotation of a GenBank genome assembly.
GAAAUAAGGUCAGUAUGAUGACACUGCAAAAUGUUGAAUGAAGUGUUACCCUUUCUUACCAGGAAGUUUGAAUAAAGAGACUGGCAGAGAUGGCAAAAGGCAACGCCGAUGGUGUGGGAAACAGAAUGACAAUUGACGAUUUGGUCGAGGCUUUGGAUAGGCGGGAUUUGAGGCGAGGGAAUGUCCCUAAGGUUGACACCUUCCUGUUCAAGGGCGAACAGGUAUCUGAUUGGAUGGAGUUAGUAGCAGGCGAUGAGGGGUCUAGCGGACGCAGCGAAAUUCCAGCGCAUCCUAAAGUCUCUGAUUGGCUCGACUUGGUAGAACAAGCGCUAAUGGGGUUAUCGCACGCUGUGAAAUUUCAGCGGAUUCUGAAGUAUGUGCUCCAUAGUCAUCAUCAAGAGGUAGAGAAGGUUCUGAACGCAGUUAAUGGCAGUUGGACAAGAUUCAAAGAUGGAAUGCAGAGGGAGUAUAGGUUGGGCGAUGGCCUGUUAACCAUUGCGGACCUGGAGGCCAUGAACAGGGAUGACUUCACCACAGUGGGGGCCUUCGUGCAAGAGUUUAAAAAGAAGGCGAGGAAGGUCCCUGGGAUCUCUGAGGAAGCGCAUUGUGCUAUUUUCCUAGGAUUACUCACUGCCUCGGAAGCGACGGAACUCACAAGCCAUAUAGGAGGAAGUGCGAAGCUCACCUGGGCCACUAUUGACGAAGGAGUAGAGCAAGGAAGUCUGGACCAAGUGGAGCAGUAUCAGAUGCGCCUGCAAAGGCGAAAGAGGAAAGAACGGGAUGCAACCGCUUCAAGGACCCCGGGAGUGAAGAGGAUUGUCACCGACGUACUUGUGGAACUGGGCUAUGGGAAGGAAGUGGUGAUACAAGAGGUGGUGACGGCGAUCCAGGGAAAAGGGAAGGAUCCAGUGAUAGAGGAAGCCGUCCAGGAGGAGUGGGAAGAAGAGGAGCCGGCGCCCCAGCACCUUUCAAAAGCGCUACGCAAACAGCGCAACUUAACGCAGGGAGGGCAAGGCUCAAGAAAGGGGCAGGCGCCCCAAGUGCUAGGUGGUAGCCUCGCCAAGUACGUCAGCUCCAUCAAGCAGCGCGGGACCUUCACAAGCGGCGGUACCACCAUACGGGCAGUGGUCAUGGCCUGUGCUCAACACCUUUGUGCCAUGGGGAAACCCGACUCCAUCUGGGCGGAUGGUACCAUAUGCUGGGCCCCAAGCCAGUAUGUCACCACCAACCUAUCCCGCAACACAAGCCAACCCAUGGCGCCACCUCCGUCGCCCGCGUCGAGUUCACAAGGUAGUGUGCCUGGUAGAGGCUCCAAGUGCGUAGCAAUGGUGGACACGGGAGCAAAGAUAGACCGCUCGGAUUGCGGCAUUUUACAUGGAGCCAACUGCAAGGCAGUGUUUUGUGGGACAGCCUCGAACGUACUUAUCGAGGUUGGGAGAGUGAAAGCCUGGGCAUGCUUCUUUAUCAUGCCAGAUGUGGACCAUGGCAUCCUCUUGGGAAGGUCGUUCCUGUGCAGGACAAGAACAUUGAUGUUUAAUAAGCACGACGGAACUCUGAUCCUGAUUAUGUGUGAUCCGGCAUGUGGAAAUUAUGAAAUAAUCACUUGCCGGAACAUCGGUCCACGGAGCGUAAGGAACCGGCUCAAUCCUGGCUCGUUUACAAUCGAAGAAUCUGAGGAUGAGCGUCAAAGACUUCAUAUGGAGCCAGAGGAGGAAGAAAGGGGUGAGGUGUUCUCCCUUAGUUUAUCGGACGUAAACAAGGUCAUGGAUAUAGUGGCCACACACAAGAUGGCGGAUCCAAACGCCAUUCAGGCGUUGAGGGAGCAAGUCCUGGAGUGUCCCCAGGCUGGGGAACUGAAGUUGGUCUAUCAGCUUCCGGGCGGAAGGAGGGACCCUGCGUUGAUGCAGACACAAGCAAUAAGCCGACCUUUUUUAGGGGACGGUUCAAACAGGGUUCCCGAAGGCGGUACAAGACGAUAGAUAAGAAGUGUCGCCCAGUUCCCGUCCUCGUCACGGCAGAUGAGGAGGUUUAUUACGAACGCGAACGAG